This is a messenger RNA of Nannospalax galili (Upper Galilee mountains blind mole rat), 1786 nucleotides long. RefSeq names its product FTO alpha-ketoglutarate dependent dioxygenase (gene Fto). The record is from RefSeq and is a predicted model, not a curated record. NCBI's taxonomy places the organism in Eukaryota, Metazoa, Chordata, Mammalia, Rodentia, Spalacidae. The coding region runs from base 167 to 1675 and encodes 502 amino acids. Gene Ontology annotation, biological process: RNA repair; DNA alkylation repair; regulation of multicellular organism growth. The transcript is spliced from 9 exons. Gene Ontology annotation, molecular function: mRNA N6-methyladenosine dioxygenase activity; broad specificity oxidative DNA demethylase activity; ferrous iron binding.
CGUUCUCGGGAGUCGCUCGGUGCAUCCUGGGAGCAAUAGUUCCCUAGCGUAUGAGAGCGAAUGGCACCAGGCGCGAAUGAGCCAUCAAGAGAACUACACGUAGGAGGCGGGGUCCAGAGUGAGGGUGGACGCGGCCCACGGUGGCGAAGGCGGCUUUAGUGGCAGCAUGAAGCGAGCCCAGACCGCGGAGGAGCGAGAGCGCGAAGCUAAGAAACUAAGGCUUCUUGAGGAGCUUGAAGAUACGUGGCUUCCUUAUCUGACCCCCAAAGAUGAUGAGUUCUAUCAGCAGUGGCAGCUGAAAUAUCCUAAAUUGGUUCUCCGAGAAGCCGGCAGUGUGUCUGAGGAGCUGCAUAAAGAGGUACCAGAAGCCUUCCUCACACUGCACAAGCAUGGUUGCUUAUUUCGGGACCUGGUUAGGAUCCAAGGCAAAGAUGUGCUCACACCAGUAUCUCGCAUCCUUAUCGGGAACCCGGGCUGCACCUACAAGUACCUGAACACCAGGCUCUUCACAGUGCCCUGGCCAGUGAAGGGCUCCACCGUAAAUUACACAGAAGCUGAGAUAGCUGCUGCAUGUCAGACCUUCCUCAAGCUCAAUGACUAUCUGCAGGUUGAAACCAUCCAGGCGUUGGAAGAACUUGCUGUCAAAGAGAAGGAAAAUGAAGAUGAAGUGCCAUUGUGCAUGGCCGAGUUCCCCAGGGUUGGCAUGGGGUCAUCCUGUGAUGAUGAAGUGGACAUUAAGAGCAGAGCAGCUUACAACGUGACUUUGCUCAAUUUCAUGGAUCCUCAGAAAAUGCCAUACCUCAAAGAGGAGCCUUAUUUUGGCAUGGGAAAGAUGGCAGUGAGCUGGCACCAUGAUGAAAACCUGGUGGACAGGUCAGCAGUGGCAGUGUACAGCUAUAGCUGCGAAGGCUCUGAAGAGGACAGUGAAGAUGAGUCAAGCUUUGAAGGCAGAGAUCCAGAUACUUGGCAUGUUGGCUUUAAGAUCUCAUGGGACAUCGAGACGCCUGGUUUGGCAAUUCCCCUUCACCAGGGAGACUGCUAUUUCAUGCUGGAUGACCUCAAUGCCACCCACCAACACUGUGUUUUGGCUGGUUCACAACCUCGGUUUAGUUCUACCCAUCGAGUGGCAGAGUGCUCAACGGGCACCUUGGAUUACAUUUUACAACGCUGCCAGUUGGCUCUGCAGAAUGUCCAUGAAGUCCUGGACAAUGGUGAUGUCUCUUUGAAAUCCUUUGAACCUGCAGUUUUGAAACAAGGAGAGGAAAUCCACAAUGAGGUCGAGUUUGAGUGGCUCAGACAGUUCUGGUUUCAGGGAAAUCGAUACAAAAUUUGCACUGACUGGUGGUGUGCACCCAUGACUCAGCUGGAAGGGCUGUGGAAGAAGAUGGAGAACAUGACAAAUGCUGUGCUUCGUGAAGUUAAAAGAGAGGGCCUCCCAGUGGAACAAAGGAGUGAAAUUCUGUCUGCCGUCCUGGCCUCACUCACCAUGCGCCAGAACCUGAGGAAGGAGUGGCAUACCAGGUGCCAGUCCCGAAUUGCCCGGAAUUUACCAGCGCAACAGAAACCAGAUUGUCGGCCAUACUGGGAGAAGGAUGACCCUUCCAUGCCUCUGCCCUUCGACCUCACAGACGUGGUUUCCGAGCUCAGAGGUCAGCUUCUGGAAGCAAAACCCUAGAGGGAGCACAAGUCUUAGGUGGAGAGGGAAAAGAUGCCCUUGGCUUUCCUCCCCAAACCCUGGACAAGGGCAGUGUAGACUUCUCUCAGCCUGUAGGUGGUAGAACCUCCG